Capsicum annuum is the source of this 1366-nucleotide messenger RNA. Its product is annotated as probable caffeine synthase MTL3. Gene Ontology annotation, biological process: methylation. The transcript has 4 exons. The record is from RefSeq and is a predicted model, not a curated record. NCBI's taxonomy places the organism in Eukaryota, Viridiplantae, Streptophyta, Magnoliopsida, Solanales, Solanaceae. Gene Ontology annotation, molecular function: S-adenosylmethionine-dependent methyltransferase activity. Bases 64 to 1194 code for a protein of 376 amino acids.
UAAUUAACUUCUCCAUCUGGCUCCUAAGUUUCACCAAAAAUUAGAUCUCAUUUGUAGAGAAUAAUGGAAGUUGAGAAAGUUCUUCACAUGAAUGGAGGGGAAAAUCAAGACAGCUAUUCCAACAACUCCUUAGUUCAAAAGCUGGUUAUACUCAAGGUGAGAGGCAUUCUUGAAGACAGCAUGAAAAACUUGUGUCAUUCAGGGUUGCCACAAUGCGUAACACUGGCUGAAUUGGGAUGUUCUUCAGGGCCAAAUGCACUAUUACCAAUAGCUGAAAUGGUAGAAAUAAUUGUGGACAAAUUAAGCCAUGAUGAAUUAUUGAAUAAUAAUAAUAAGAAGCCUAUUAACGUUCAAGUCUUCUUGAAUGAUCUUGUUGGCAAUGACUUCAACAAUGUUUUCAAACUUUUGCCUAGUUUUUAUGAACAACUUGAGAGAAAGAAGGGACAAGUUUCAUGUUUUGUUGGAGCUGUGCCUGGUUCAUUUCAUGGAAGACUUUUUCCUCAACAUUGUGUCCAUUUGGUGCAUUCUUCUUAUAGUCUACAUUGGCUAUCUCAGGUACCAAAGGGGUUGGUGACUGAAUCUGGUUUGCCAUUGAAUAAAGGCAACAUUUAUAUAGCAAAAACAAGUCCUCCAAGUGUCCAUGAAGCUUAUUUGGAUCAAUUUCAAAAGGAUUUUACUAAUUUUCUUAGCAUGAGAUGUGAAGAGAUGGUAGAUUUUGGGAGUUUAGUUCUUACUUUCAUAUGUAAAAAUGAUGAAGAUGAUGGAUGUGAUUUUUGGGAGUUGCUUGGGAUCACCAUGAAUGACAUGGUCAUUGAGGGGAUGAUUGAAGAAACAAAAUUAGACAAUUUCAACCUCCCACUAUAUGCACCUUCAAUAAAAGAAAUAAAGCAAAUCAUAAAGAAUGAAGGCUCUUUCAAAAUAUUGCAACUUGAGACUUUUAAACUCAAGUGGGAUUCAAACAUGGCUAAUCAUGGUGAGAAAGAAGAAAAAAUAUUAUUCGACGAGAAGAGUAGGGCUGUAUACGUAGCUGGAAAUAUGAGAGCGGUUCAAGAAUCUAUAUUAGUUGACCAUUUUGGCGAAGAAAUCAUGGAUGAUUUGUUUGAAAGAUUUGGAGCGAAGGCGAUAGAGUACAUGGAGAACUGCGGGAAAGGCAUUAUUAAUAACGUCGUUCUUUCACUCAGUAAAAUGAACUAAGCGAUGGAAAACAUGUCAUUAAGGAUCGUCUUACCUCUUUAAUAAACUUAUUCAGAGAAUAUAAUAUGAUCGAAUCCUGUUUUUGAGAAUAUUGUUUACAUACUCACUUUUUAUUUCUAGUAAAUCAAUUGUCUAAAUUGAUGUUUUAUUUAUUUGAGACUAUACAAUAAUU